AUGGCUCUAUAUGACCAGAGGGCUCUAUGGGACCAGAGAGCUCUAUGGGACCAGAGGGCUAUAUGGGACGAGAGGGCUCUUUUGGACCAGUGGGCUCUAUGGAUGUAUUUGAACUAUCUAGGAAACUACAUCCCCAAUGCCUGGAACUACGAGAGAGGCUGUGGUGUCUGUGACCACAACAUGGUGGAUUUGUCUCAGCUCAAAGAGUAUCCAACUGUUAUGGUCGGAGUGUUCAUCGAACAGCCCACUCCUUUCCUCUCUCAAUUCUUCCAGAGACUUGUGACCCUCGACUACCCCAAAGAUAAACUCAACGUCUUCGUUCAUAACAACGAGGUUUACCAUGAGAGACACAUCCAGAGGUUUUGGGAGGAGAGUAAAGAUGUGUUUAACAGCUUCAAGGUUGUGGGUCCGGAGGAGAACUUGAGCCAAGGACAGGCCAGAAACAUGGGCAUGGGGCUGUGUCGUAAGGACCCAGGCUGUGACUUCUACCUCAGUAUGGAUACUGACGUGAUGCUCACCAACAGACAGACCCUGAAGAUCCUCAUCGAGCAGAACAGGUAUGGUAUUUCGGUGCCGUUGGAGCAGCGUGUUGCUCUGCGUGAGUAUGGAGGCAGAUGGGAGGUGGAAGAGUCUGGGGGCACGGACCUUGUGGCUCAGUUUCACACUUAA
Oncorhynchus masou masou (cherry salmon) is the source of this 669-nucleotide messenger RNA. Its product is annotated as procollagen-lysine,2-oxoglutarate 5-dioxygenase 2-like. Lineage: Eukaryota; Metazoa; Chordata; Actinopteri; Salmoniformes; Salmonidae. Gene Ontology annotation, biological process: peptidyl-lysine hydroxylation. The record is from RefSeq and is a predicted model, not a curated record. The transcript has 6 exons. Gene Ontology annotation, cellular component: endoplasmic reticulum. Bases 1 to 669 code for a protein of 222 amino acids. Gene Ontology annotation, molecular function: procollagen-lysine 5-dioxygenase activity.